AUGGGUCGUGGAAGAAUACCUAUGGAACUCAUCCAGAAGGAGAAAGCCCGUAAGAAAACUUUUGACAAGAGAAAGAAAGGAUUAUUGAAGAAAGCCUAUGAAAUUUCCACUCUUUGUGCGGUUGAUGUUGGCAUAGUUAUCUAUGCUCCCAAGUUUCUCAAUGAACCCGAAACAUGGCCCCAAGACCAAGAUUCAAGAGAGGUCAAACGUAUCAUUCAAAAAUAUCAAAACACCACUAGUGACAGGUAUUCUAAGAUGUAUAAUGUGCAAGAGUAUUUUAACGAUAGAAUGAAAAAGAUUGAAGGUGAGAUUUCCAAAGUGCACAAAGAGAAGAUCAAGCUCAUGUACCCAACUUGGGAUGACUCUUACAAUACUCUUGGAGAGGAACAAUUGCGGAUGUUUGUUAGCAUUUUGGAUGUUAAACUUGAUGCUUGUAAUCAAAGGAUGAAUAUGUUAAAGCGGGAUUCAAAGGGAAAAAGAAUAACUAAAUCAGACAAAACUCAGACACUUACUCCCUGCAUGACCUCAAAUUUCAUGUCUCAAACACAACAACUUUUUCCAUCUAGUGAUAACAACCAAGUAGCAUUUUACCCAUGUCAGCUUAGCCAAAGUUCUCAACCUUCCAUGUUCCAUUUUGGUCAAAGUUGCAUGCAAUUCAUGGAAAAAAAUGCAAUGGUGGAUUGGGCUAAUCAAGUUGGUGUCGGUGCUUGUGAUCCUAAAAUGGGUGUAUUAAAGGAGGAUGGAUCUGACAAAAAUCAAAACUCCUCACCAUGCUACAACGGAAAUAUGCAAACUCUUCCUUCUCAAUUGCAGUACGAUGCAACUUUUCAGACCCUACCAAAUCAACUAGAACAACCAUCAGGGGUUGAACUUAAUGGUUUUUACGAUUCAAAUAUGCUUCAAUUAUCUCAAUUUUUUAACUACAUGCAUGGAAGGAAGUAG
Glycine soja is the source of this 942-nucleotide messenger RNA. RefSeq names its product agamous-like MADS-box protein AGL82. Gene Ontology annotation, biological process: positive regulation of transcription by RNA polymerase II. Gene Ontology annotation, molecular function: DNA-binding transcription factor activity, RNA polymerase II-specific; protein dimerization activity; RNA polymerase II cis-regulatory region sequence-specific DNA binding. Bases 1 to 942 code for a protein of 313 amino acids. The transcript has a single exon. Lineage: Eukaryota; Viridiplantae; Streptophyta; Magnoliopsida; Fabales; Fabaceae. The record is from RefSeq and is a predicted model, not a curated record.